AGCCGUCCUCGACUCAUGCUCCCCUCGCACUCGUGAUGGCAAACCUUGCGUUGCUGAGGAUUGAGCUUCUUUCGGUCAUCGCAGAGGUCCUGUUCUUCGGGGCGUUUUGUGUGCUGUAUCCUACCUCGGUAUGGAUCUUGGUGCGCCGGCAACACCGCGGGCGGCGCUCGAGAACAGCAACACUCUGGUUGACCGCAAUUGUCACCAUUAUGUUUCUCUGCGUGGGCACGUACCUUGCCCUUGACAUCCAUCUGCUCGUCGAAGCGUACGUCGACCACAGCGCGACGCCCGGCGGGCCCCUGGCAUAUCUCGACCGUCCGGCGAGCAACGUGUCUUUGUCCGUCUCCGCUGCCAUUUUCGCCUUCCUGACACUCCUCGGCGACGCGUUCAUGGCGUAUCGCGUUUUUGUGGUGUGGGAUCGCUCGGGCGUCGCUCUCGUCCUGUCCAGCCUCCUUCUCGCUGGUGACGUGGUCGGCACAGCAUUGCUGCAAGACGCCCCGACGACCUACUCGGACGUCGUAUACAUCCCGGGAGCCCGUUCGCCCUUGAUUGCGUACUUCCUGAUGACUAUCCUGACGAACCUCGGGACCACACUCCUCUUGCUUGGCCGUCUAUAUUGGCACGAAAGAAGGACCAGGAGAUAUCUCCCCCAGGACGUGUACGACACUGCCGCCUGGCGAGUGACGAAGGCCAUCAUGCAUUCUCAGGCCGUCUACACCAUCGCAGUGAUCUUCAACCUCGUCACAUUUCUGGCGAACUCCAACCUGGUGUUCGUCACCAACGCCAUCCUCCCGCCGCUGAUCGGUAUCUCGUUCACGCUGAUCAUCGCUCGCAUCGGCCUCAGCGAGGUAUUGGAGAGCACGGACCUCGACGACGUCCAUGCCGCCCCCCAGCCGCCCGCCGCAGCCGAGGAGCGCCUUGUAUGGAAGGCGGACGAGUACCUGGCGGCGGCCGUCCCCGGCUGGACGCCCAUGCCGCAGGAGGACAUCCACGACCUCCUCACCUUCCUGGGUGCCACCGACGACCGCACGCGCCAGCAGACCCUCCACAACUGGAACAGGUCCGCCGAGCAGCUCCUCGGCCCAGCCGGUCCUGGCGUCCACCUCAUCGGCAUGAAGCCGCGCGUGGGCGACGGCGUCUACACGGUCGACGUCCCGCACUCGCACCUCGCCAUCCGCAUGUGGGACGGCGGCAUGGAGAUGUACCGCCAGUUCUGCCUCGACUUCUUCGACACGCGCGCCCGGCGGCCCGUCAACAUGCCCCGCGGGUUCCAGCUCUGGCCGUCCUCCGCGAAUGCGCCCGGGGUGUACACUAUGUUUGGCCCGCGGUUCCGGGCUGUGCAGUGAUAGACGGCGCUUUUGUGGGCUUGUGGUGCUUGUUUGGUGCAAUAUGUAUCGUGUUGCGGGGACGCGGAGGUGCGCCAGACUGUGCUCGUCGUGUCCUCCAGGAGAUCCCGGACGCAUACAGCCAUCUUAGACAGCACUAUGCUCUGACAGACGACUCUCGCUCUAGUAUACCGUGUAGAGUCACCCUGAGACCGGUUUUUGCACCAUGACAGACCACUUCUGCUGUGUGUCUCAAACUGCCAGUGGACUGUGCACCGUCGAACGGCUCGUCCGGAACCGCCGCCCCGUACGCCGCUUGCUGCGUGCACUCGCACUGCAGCUCGUCGACGUGCACACCGGCGGCGGGGAGACGCUCUUUGCCAAGGGUGCACUCUGCUCAUAAAAGCUUCCUGGAGCCCGGCGGGGCGGGCACCGUUCCACACAACACGCUGCCGCCUCCGCCCGUAAGAUGCCCCAGGUCCUCGCAGCCUACUAGUAGACCCGAAAUCCAGACAUCGCCCCUCCGAAUCCUCGCACGCGAUCUGCAGCCCCACACCCUUCGCUCGUACUGCCCCCACCACUACCCCCCUCUGGGCAUGUCGGAGCGGCACGCACGCCUGCACGCCCCGGUACCGGUCCAGGCACGAGCACACAGCUGGGGCGUCCCUGUCUGCGCUCUGCUGUCCCCUCGCUCGCGGUUGACGGGCGUAUCUCCGGCGCGGCUUGCAGGCAACGACGAUGUGCGACGUGCG
Trametes versicolor FP-101664 SS1 is the source of this 2077-nucleotide messenger RNA. RefSeq lists its product as uncharacterized. NCBI's taxonomy places the organism in Eukaryota, Fungi, Basidiomycota, Agaricomycetes, Polyporales, Polyporaceae. Bases 36 to 1346 code for a protein of 436 amino acids. The record is from RefSeq and is a predicted model, not a curated record. The transcript is spliced from 11 exons.